CGCAUUUCUUUUUUGUUGAUCGGAGGACUUCAGGUCUCCCACUAAGUCCAAGAGAAGCCAAGACAUCUUCAAUAGUAAAUUAGCUAUGCCUUGGACUCUUGUCUGUUCUAGUUGGCUCCCACCACGCUUGGUUCACUGAACGCGCCAGAAAGCUCACAGCAUCAUCGGCCGGAGCAUCGGAGCCCACUAUUCGAAGGUCAACGAGGUCGUCGCUUCCCCAUCUUUUAGGGUCUGCGAACACCUGGUUUCGGAGCAGGACGGCGGCCGAGAUGGAGGUUCAAAUGGUUGGGGGAGCCAAUCUCAACCCCAUGAGCGGUCACGCCAACCACCACCAUGUAGUCACGGUGGCAGAGCGCGACUGGUCAUCCGUAGUGCACCGGAGGCUCAGCCAGAGGCCGACCCGUCUGAAGCAUUCAGCCGGCAAUUACUCCUGCUGCAUCUUUAGGGUCCCUGGGACCCUCUCCGAGCUCAACCCCAAGGCCUACAAGCCCCGCAUCGUGUCCAUCGGCCCGUACCACCAUGGGGAAGAGAAACUCCAGAUGAUCGAAGAGCACAAGCCACGGUUCUUCUCCGCUCUUCUCGCCCGAACCAGAAGCUUUGGAGUUGAUUACAACGAGUACUUCAAUGCCGUCGCGUCGAAGGAAGAGGAGAUUCGAGACUGUUACUCUGAGCCGCUCAACUUCGGGAGCUCGGAGCUGAUCGAGAUGAUGGUCCUCGACGGCUGCUUCAUCAUUGAAGUGUUCCGAGUGAUCGAGAGCAGAGUAGCACCCGACCCAGACGAUCCGAUCUUCAACAUGUUGUGGCCGUUCACUUCGUUCAUGCGCGACUUCCUCCAUCUUGAGAACCAAGUGCCCUUCUUCGUCCUCGAAAUGCUCUACGAUAUGUCGAAGCCCCCCAACGAGCCCCAGUGCUCCCUUGUCGAGGUCGCUUUGCGGUUCUUCAACUACGGAGUGCAGCGGCAGCCAGAGGUCCUCGAGAAAUACUACCAAGUCUCAGAUGUCAAGCACUUGCUCCACCUGAUCCAGCUGAGCCUUAUUGACCUCCCUUUGGGAACGCCGAGGGCAUCUGACAGCGAGUAUCUGCAGCUGGUCCACUCAGUGACAAAGCUCCGCCGCGCGGGAAUCAAAUUCAAGCCGAGGAAGUGUGACGGGUGGCUCGACAUUCAGUUCAACAACGGAGUGCUCGAGAUUCCCCCGCUGACGAUCGACGAAUUGACCAGUUCCUUCUUCCUCAACUGCGUCGCAUUUGAGCAGUGCUACUGCUACUGCUCGCAGCACAUCACUAGCUACGUGACCUUCAUCGGUUGCCUCAUGACCUCUGCGGACGACGCCAGCUUCUUAUCGGAUCACCAAGUGCUGGAGAAUUACUACGGGACCUACAAAGAAGUUGCGCGCUUCUUCAACGACUUAGGGAAAGACGUGGGGUUUGAUAUUGGGAGGAGCUAUUUGGCCGGAGUGAUGGAGGACCUGAACAGGUACUAUAGGAGCCGGUGGCGCGUGCGGUGGGUGGGAUUGAAGCGCAAGUACUUUGGUACUCCAUGGUCUUUUAUUUCGGCACUGGUGGCCGCCCUGAUUCUAGUGCUCACUUUCAUUCAGUCUUUCUUUGCGCUUUAUGCAUAUGUGCGUCCUCCGAACUAACGAGAGCAGUUUGGGUCUGUAUGUUUCCCGGGUUCGGCAUCUGCAAUGGAAUUCAACUGCUGAGUUGUGUCAUUA
This is a messenger RNA of Rhodamnia argentea, 1712 nucleotides long. RefSeq names its product UPF0481 protein At3g47200-like. The coding region runs from base 270 to 1637 and encodes 455 amino acids. NCBI's taxonomy places the organism in Eukaryota, Viridiplantae, Streptophyta, Magnoliopsida, Myrtales, Myrtaceae. The transcript has a single exon. The record is from RefSeq and is a predicted model, not a curated record.